AUGGUAGGGCAUAAGAAGGAUGAGGGGAAAGACAUGAAGCAGGAAAUGUGUGUGCUGGGGAGUGGAAGGAAGGUGCUGGGAGCUGAGGUUUCAGAACAGCCUACAGACAAGCGAGCAAGGAAGGACAAGCCAGGCAUCAGACAGGCCACAGCAGGAGAAAAGCAGCGCCUCCCAGGAGAGAGAGGCCUGAGCUAUAGAGAGCCUGGGGGAGAUGUUUGCUCUUGCACCCCCAGGAGGAAUCUCUACACAUGCCCUGAGCACGGCAAGGCCUUCGGCCAUAGCUCCACGCUCAUCAUACAUCAGAGAAUCCACACGGGGCAGAAGCGUUUCGGGUGCGGGGACUGUGGGAAGGCCUUCACGCGCAGCUCGUGCCUGAUUCCACACCAGAGGGUCUACAUGAGGGAGAAGUCCUAUGUCUGCGGCACCUGCGGCAAGGCCUUCAGUCAGGACGCCAGCCUCCUGGCGUACCUUCAGCGGCAGCUCUUGCCUCCUGGUGCACCGCCGGAGCCGCACGGCGAGGAGCCCUAUGAGUGCCUCCAGUGCAGCAAGGCCUUCACCUGCAGCUCCUACCUCCUCAUGCACCAGCGGACCCGCACAGGUGAGAAGCCCUAUCACUGCACACAGUGUGAGAAGGCCUUCGGCCAGAGCUCCCAUCUCAUCUUCCACCAGACCACUCAUGCCGGCAAGAAGUACCAGUUGCCAUCCCUGGCGAGAACCCAGUGUUGA
Loxodonta africana (African savanna elephant) is the source of this 726-nucleotide messenger RNA. Its product is annotated as zinc finger protein 3. The transcript is spliced from 2 exons. Lineage: Eukaryota; Metazoa; Chordata; Mammalia; Proboscidea; Elephantidae. Gene Ontology annotation, biological process: regulation of transcription by RNA polymerase II. The record is from RefSeq and is a predicted model, not a curated record. Gene Ontology annotation, cellular component: nucleus. The coding region runs from base 1 to 726 and encodes 241 amino acids. Gene Ontology annotation, molecular function: RNA polymerase II cis-regulatory region sequence-specific DNA binding; DNA-binding transcription factor activity, RNA polymerase II-specific.